Plasmodium gonderi is the source of this 2751-nucleotide messenger RNA. RefSeq lists its product as hypothetical. The record is from RefSeq and is a predicted model, not a curated record. Bases 1 to 2751 code for a protein of 916 amino acids. The transcript is spliced from 3 exons. Lineage: Eukaryota; Apicomplexa; Aconoidasida; Haemosporida; Plasmodiidae.
AUGGACAAGAAGGGGAAUGAAGGAGGGACUAUACAUCAAAAUGAUGCAUCAGGCAUUCUUACUCAAAGAAAAUCAAAAAUACAUUCGGAUGAAGAAAUGGUAAUACAAUAUCCUAAUUAUGGAAUUCACCAGAACGUGAAGAAACAAGACAUGCAAAGAAAGAGAACAGAUCAAAGUGUUAAAAAUUCUAUUUAUCAAAAUAUUUUUAACAGAGAUCUCUUUAUGAAUAUAUUUAAAAAAAAAAACUGCAAUAAUAUACAUGAAAAAUGUAAAGAAAAUGAUGGAAAAAGAGAGAAACAUAAAGAAGCAAUGUGUAUGAAUAAGCAAGAUGUAAAUGAAGAUGAGGAGUACAUGUUAUUUUUAAGUUACAUAUAUAAUGAUGUAAAGUCAUUUAUUGAAAGUAAUAAAAAUUAUCACUUAACAAAUUCCAACUUUUCAGAUAUUGAAGAUCUCAUAUUAGACAUAUGUGAUACCAUCUGUCGAGAUGCCUUUCGUAACAUAAGGUCUAUAUUUAAAUCACAUAAACAGGGAGUUGACACUAACACAAUUGAAUUCUCACACGCAAACGAUGGUAGUAGUGUAGACCAUGAUUACAGUGCUAGUGGCAGUGACAGUCAUAAGCAGCAUAAGGAAACGAGUGAUAAAAGCAAAAGAAAGAAUUUAAAACAUAGCUACAAAACCACAAAUGAAUCUUCUUUCUUUUUCAUACCCCCAAUGGAAUUCCUAGUUACACAUAUUCACAAGCUAAGCACCAAAAAAAGUGCUCUCAAUGACAAUAGUCCCAUGCCAUCCAACCUUAAAGAAUUCUUAAAGAACAAUAACUUUGAUCAGCACCCUAUAUUUGCUACACCUCAUGUAGAAAAUGAAUCCUUAAGUUAUGACAAAAUCAUGUCUCAGGAAGUGGAAGUAAUAAAGGGAAAUGAUCCACAGGUUCCCGCUGCAUCUGAUAUUUUUGCAAAAAGAGGUGAAUCAUUCCUCUUAAAUGAAAAUAGAACUUCUUUUCGUAAGGGAAAUUUCAACACGCCCCAUUCAGAGUGUCAACCAGAUUGCAAACCAGACUAUCAACCAGAUUGCAAACCAGACUGUCAAUCAGAUUUCAAUUCAUAUGGGCAUGCCAACACACAAGGGCAGUUCCCCAUUCUCAAGGGUAGAGAAAAAGAGAACAUAUGUGAUUACACACACACAGGAAUGAAUUCAUAUCCCAAAAAAAUGUUUCAAAUGCAAAAUGAAAAUAAGCUACGGGAUUUUGAAAAUACAACAUAUGAUAUUUUCACGAAUGGAACCAAACAUAAAGAUGAACUGCUUAAAAUAUUGCAUGUUGAUUACACACCAAGGGAAUGUUCAAAGGGUAAUAAUACCAAUUUAAAUGUCGACUCGAACAUUCAUAAAGACAAAUAUCUCAUGAAUUUUCCUACGUACAAAGAAAAUAAAUCUAGUUAUCAUUAUCCACAGUAUCACAAUGAAUGCAUAUCAUCGCCCAUACAAAAAGUAACAAGUUGCCUGAACAUAAAAGAUCCGAUCAACCAUUCUUCAACCUCAAAAUCUGACAGUGUUCAUAUUUUUAACUCAAAAAAUGGAGAUUCAAAUGAGAAUCCUCUGCCUCAUAACAUUCCAGACAAAGAAGAUGUAACCCCAAAUUAUUAUUUUUUCCCUGAUGAAAAAAUUAUGAAUGAUAAUACAAAGGGGAGCCAUGCGUCCCAUGGUGGAAUAAAUCGCUCAAACGCGUCUAACCAUUCUGAUCAUUCUAACCAUUCUGGUCAUUCUAACCAUUCUGAUCAUUCUAACCAUUCUGAUCAUUCUAACCAUUCUGGUCAUUCUAACCAUUCCGAUCAUUCUAACCAUUCUGGCCAUUCUAAUCGUGGAAAUGUCGAUAGGGAUGCGGGGAAAGUGGAAUUCGAGGAAUACCUUAAUGACUAUGUUAAGCAGACGAAUAUGAAUUAUGAUAACCAAGAUAUGGAUACGAAUGAUGAAGACAUGGAAAGUGAUGAAGACGAGAUGGAAGGUGGCGAAAAUGAAGAGGACUAUGGUGAUGACCAGAUGGGACGUGAUAAAAACGAGCUCAAUGCCGCCUGGAGAGAAGAUAACAGAAUGCAUAUGAAAACUUUUACCAACGCAGAAUCUCAUCCAAGCGACCAGUUUCCCACACAUUCAGAUAACAAACCACGAAAAACACCUGUGGACGAUCGAAGGGGUAAGAACACCACAACCCCAGAGAGAAACCAUUCUAGAGAAGGAGAGAAUAAUAAUGAGAUCUAUAAUACAAAAAAAAGUAACAUAAGAGAAAGAAGUGAUGAAAUGGAAAAGAUUGACAACUCAAAAGGAAAAUCUAAAAAAAUAGAACCUGGAGGAAAUGAAAUUUAUCGAAAGAUAAUCGAACUUGACGAAAAAGAGUAUCAUGAAAAAUUAAAAAAAUUUGAAAAAAAUAAAAAAAAAUUUCAAAAUGAAAUACAAAAGGAAUUUACCAAAAAUGAUAAUCCACACGAUGAUUAUUAUCACUUCAAAUAUUUGAACAAUUCAGAAAACACUAUAAAUCCUUACCAGUAUACGAAGGUCCACAAAAAGGCAAAUAUUCAGGUAACAACAUCUCCGUUUCCACAGUUCUUGAGGGACAUUCAGAUUUACAACAUAAGUCAGAAAAAAAUCAGGCUAAAAAAAACAAAUAUAACGCUCAGGAAGGACCAUGCUACUACAGGGGUCCGAGAAAAGACAGCCAACAAGAAAAAAAGACACGACAAAAAAGAGACAAAUUGA